This is a messenger RNA of Actinia tenebrosa (Australian red waratah sea anemone), 1027 nucleotides long. RefSeq names its product NADH dehydrogenase [ubiquinone] flavoprotein 2, mitochondrial. Gene Ontology annotation, biological process: mitochondrial electron transport, NADH to ubiquinone. Gene Ontology annotation, molecular function: NADH dehydrogenase activity. Gene Ontology annotation, cellular component: respiratory chain complex I. Lineage: Eukaryota; Metazoa; Cnidaria; Anthozoa; Actiniaria; Actiniidae. The record is from RefSeq and is a predicted model, not a curated record.
GCUGAUUCAGUGUUUCGACGGCUCAUUUCAACAUGGCGGCCAUGUUGGCUCGAGUAGUUUCCAUCUUAGGACGACAAAAAUCUGCAGUUUUACGCUCGGCUUUUGAAACUGCGAAAAGCUCUGUUGAAAGCCAGAGAGCCGUCCAUGUCGCUGCUGUAAGACGUUCAGACCAAUUGUUCGUGCACAGAGAUUCAGAUAAGAAUAAUCCUGAUAUUCCUUUUGAAUUUACUCCAGAAAACUUGAAGAGAGCCAAAAGUAUUAUAAAUAACUAUCCAGUUGGCCAUGAGAAAGCUGCAGUCAUUCCUCUACUAGACUUAGCACAAAGACAAUAUGGCUGGACAUCAAUAUCAAUGAUGAACUAUGUUGCCGACAUGCUAAAGAUGCCUCGCAUGCGUGUGUAUGAAGUUGCAACGUUCUAUACUAUGUUUAACAGAGAGCCAAUAGGCAAGUACCAUAUACAAGUUUGUACUACUACCCCCUGUCAGUUAAGAGAUGCUGAUCUUCUGUUGGAAACGCUCAAAAACAAACUAGGCAUCAAAGAGGGUGAGACAACAAAGGAUGGCAUGUUCACACUGACGGUGGUAGAGUGUCUUGGUGCUUGUGUUAAUGCACCUAUGAUGCAGAUUAAUGACAACUACUAUGAAGACCUGCCCAUGAAAGAUGCUGAGGAAAUCAUUGAUGACCUUAUUGCAGGACGAACCCCAAAACCUGGCCCAAGGAGUGGUCGGUUCUCAUGUGAGCCUGCCGGCGGCUUGACUUCUCUCACUGAGCCCCCCAAAGGACCUGGAUUUGGUGUACGGGAUGACCUCUAAAACGGGUGAAUCGUCAGAUAUCUUUAUCCUUAGGGAAUAUGUCUUUGAAAUUUCGAUAAAAAUAAUCUUUCUUUUUAGCGUAAACCAUGGAUGACCACGGUAUACGCUUGAGUAUUUUGGCCAAAAAGUUAUGCAGUUUUGUAUAGACCUUUGGGCGCCUUUCUUACUUGUGUGACUGUAUAUAAAAGUGAAAAUAAUUAUUAUUCAUCAACCAA